GGAUAUGGAACUCGACACGCGAAUUUGUCUCACGAUAUCUUGGAGUAAAAACAUCUUGAUCAUCUCAGACAUCAUCUUAUACUUAAUAAAAUGGCUGGCCCAAGAUUUGACGACCCUGUCUACGGGAGCAACGUUGUGACAGGGAUCAGUGCUACAGGCAACGCUCACCAAACCUUCAACUUCAAUCAACGUUUUGAGUCGAGGCCGUUCUUUCUGUUUCCCUAUGAGAAACAUGAAGAUUUUGUUACACGGCCUGAAAUAUUAUCCAAACUUGAGGAACUUCUACCAAAGAAUUCCGACGACUUUCGAAGCGCCGCUCUUUGGGGCCUCGAAGGAUCUGGCAAGACGCAAAUCGCUCUGGAUUUCGCAUAUAGUCGAUACAGUAAAAUACAAUGCUCCGUCUUUUGGGUUCAUGCAAAUAGCGAGGCGACCUUUGCACAAGAUUAUGGCUCAAUUGCAAGCGUUCUGGGCAUGAACGCUCAAGGUUCUGUGCCUGAGCUUCUACAAAACGUCCGACAUAGAAUUGAAUCGUUACCUAGAUGGCUACUUAUCAUCGACAAUGCCGACGACUUGUCUUUACUUGGCGUCGGUUUAGCAGCAAGAAACACCAGCAAGAUGAUAAAUUACAUCCCGAAAGGCCCAAAUGGCACUAUUUUGUGGAUCAGCCGUGAUGAAGCAAUUGUUGGGAGUCUUGUAGGCGUAUGGAGAGGUGUAGCUGUCUCAAGGAUGACUUUUGAUGAAAGCAAGGCACUGCUUGAGUCGACAAUGCCUCAAUCAAUAGGUGAUGACGAGCUAGAUGAUGCUACUCUGUUACUUGAAGAGCUGCAGUUUUUGCCGCUUGCUAUUUCGCAAGCUGGGGCAUACAUGCGAAGAACAGAGACGUCCGUCAGCCAGUAUCUUAAUGACUUGAAAAAAGAGGAAACACGUUGGCGCAUCUCGAAAGAACCCGAGUUCGACAGAUACAGGUUACACAACAGUUCCAACAGCAUUCUUGAGACUUGGAGUUCUUCGGUUCAUCUCAUUCGCCAAGAGAACGAGUUGGCAUACAAAAUUCUACACAUCCUUGCGUACAUGGAUAAACGGGAGAUUACUGAGCGGUUAUUGGAUGCUGCUGCUGCGCAUGGAGAAACAAAGCAGAUGGAAGACAUGCUUGAGAGUAAGAAGAGAGAAGCAAUACGUCGACUCAAGAACUUCUCCUUCCUAAUAGAGCACCAUCUCGGCAAUAAUGAACGCACUUAUGAGAUACACAAGCUCGUCAAAGAUGCCAUACGUUACAAGCUACGAAAUGUAAGUAUAUUGGACGGACAUGCGAACAAAGCGAAUAAAGACUCUCGUCGAUUGGGAGCGUGCAUUAAGAGACGGUUUGCGAAUAAUGGAAGUAGUAAGGGGGUUCCAAGGAAGGGAGAAGAGUACUUUGCUGGCGUGGCAGUCGACAUUGUCGCCAGCACUUAUCCCCAUAAGACUCACCUCAAAACCGGGAAAGCACCAUGAGCUGACAAGGAGGGAUUCCUGGAAAUGGGAUUUUGUGGCGAUAUAUCAAUGAGUUGGGCUGGAUAGGGAAGGCAUAGAAGGCGGUGUGUAAGACUGGAGCUAUGUUGGUUGAGUGAGAAUUUGGUUGGGGUUGAUGGAACUGCUGUUUCUGGGAAGAUAAGGGUUACGAGGGAGUGGAUUGAGUAUACUAGUGAUCAUUAAGUAUGAGAUCCUGUUUGGGAUUGACUUGGCUAAAGGUGCGUUGCCGAAAGAAAUAGACGGCGAGUGAAGAAUAGCUGUGCCAGUUUGGGAUACUAAGAGGAGACUCUUCAUUAUUGGCAUGGAGACUCAUCGUUCUCACAUGGUCAAGGCAAGCAUGUAAGGCGUUCUAAUUCUUCUUUUUAAUUAAGCUGCAUAUAGGAAUCUAGGACUAUCGUG
Fusarium odoratissimum NRRL 54006 is the source of this 1908-nucleotide messenger RNA. RefSeq lists its product as uncharacterized. Bases 91 to 1491 code for a protein of 466 amino acids. NCBI's taxonomy places the organism in Eukaryota, Fungi, Ascomycota, Sordariomycetes, Hypocreales, Nectriaceae. The transcript has 2 exons. The record is from RefSeq and is a predicted model, not a curated record. Gene Ontology annotation, molecular function: ATP hydrolysis activity.